AUGGGAGACGUCGCCAUCAAUGCUCCCACAGUCCAAGAAGAAGAGGCAGCCUGGACAAAAAUGUUGGAACGAUUCGCAGGCCUUCCUGACAUAGAGGUUCGGGUACGCAGCAAUCGCGGCAAUUCCUUUGCACGUCAGGGAAAGCUGAAGGAAGCCCUCGAGGAUUACAACCGUGCGAUCGAGUUGGUUCCAGACGCAGUCGACCCUCACUUGAAUCGCGGCGCUGUCUAUGAGUCUAUGGGUCGGCUGGAAGAUGCUCUUCUGGACUACGAUGUAGUUCUGCAGCAAGACCCUGGCGACCCUGCAGCCUGGAACAAUCGUGGCAAUGCGCUGCUGGGCCUCAAGCGCUUUGAAGAGGCCAAAGACUCCUUCCAGCAGGCGCUCGAUAUAUCAGGUUCGCAGCGCUUCGCCUUUGCCGGGGUGAACCUUGCUUUGGCACAGUAUGAACUUGGCGAAGACGACAAUUCGGUACAGACUCUGCGGAAGCUGUUGGCGCGCUUUGCAGAGGCCUUUCCAGACGCGCGGGCUGCCUAUGCUUUGAUCAUGUGGGACAAAGGGGACCGCAUCCUUGCGGAGUCCGAGUGGGACCGGGCCACGGCUGCAGACCCACGCUACCGCUCCGCCGAUUGGGUUAGAGGCUUCCGCCGCUGGCCGCCACGGCUGCUGGGCAUUUUCGAUCGCUUUGCUGCAACCACCUCUGUGAAGGUGAAGUGA
This is a messenger RNA of Symbiodinium pilosum, 714 nucleotides long. NCBI's taxonomy places the organism in Eukaryota, Dinophyceae, Suessiales, Symbiodiniaceae. The record is from the annotation of a GenBank genome assembly.